Molecule: messenger RNA, 3038 nt
Organism: Gadus chalcogrammus (walleye pollock)
Lineage: Eukaryota; Metazoa; Chordata; Actinopteri; Gadiformes; Gadidae
Gene: rassf11
Product: Ras association domain family member 11
Exons: 3
Coding region: 222-1955 (577 amino acids)
Biological process (GO): signal transduction
Source: RefSeq, a predicted model, not a curated record
ACACACACACACACACACACACACACACACACACACACACACACACACACACACACACACACACACACACACACACACACACACACACACACACACACACACACACACAGGGGUGUGUCCAUAAACUGUUUCUAGUCGACGUCUUCAGGAAUGUAAAUUAGUGUUAAUUGUGUUCCGACCGGACAACGCACAACUCUAUCUGAGAGAACAGCCGCUGCAGGAUGGAGGUGAAGGUGUAUGUGGACGGGGUUCCCCGGGUGGUCUGUGGGGUCACGGACAGCACCACCUGCGAGGAGGUGGUCAUCGCUCUGGCUCAAGCCCUCAGUCGCCCCGGCCGCUACACCCUCCAGGAGAAGUUCAAGGACUUCGAGCGCUGCGUGGCCCCCGGAGAGCGGCUCCUGGAGGCCCUGCACAAGUACGGGGAGCACGGCAAGGAGGUGCAGCUCACCCUCCUCCUCAACCACAGGCCCCCGCUCUUCUGGGACCCGGCACCCGGCGGCAGACCCCCGGACCCCCGAGACCCGCCCGGCCCCCCGCUGAGACGGAGGAGACCCGACCCGCGGUCCGGGACCCGGAAGGGCGGCGGCCCGCUCGCCAGCUCCGCCCAUCGCCAGAGUCUGCCGGUGCUGUCCCGGCUGCGGCAGGAAGAGGAAGAGGAGGGGCCUCUGGAGGAAGUCAAGAGGCCCAAGAGGAAAUCGUUGACGCUGAUGGACGCCUGGGGGUGGCUGGGGAGUCUGGGCCGCGGCCGGCUCCACUACUGCGUCAGCGACCCGGAGGGGAACAAGAUGACCGGGAAGGAGGGUACCGGCAACCUUCCGGAGGGCUCCGUCUGCUACGUUCCGGUUGCUUCCGGUUCUGUCGGGUCCCAGGAGGCCUCGGGCCAGGAGGGGUUCCUGAGCCGCGUCAGGAGGCGGAAGAGACAGAGCAGGGAGCGCCGAGCGUCGUGCUGCGGCACGGCCGAGAACGGCCCGGAUGAACCGCGCUUCAGGAAGUCAUUCCUAGGGGCCAAACACCAGACCCUAAGGGCCAAAGACCAGAACCCAGGGGCCAAAGACCAGACCCUAGGGGCCAAAGACCAGACCCUAGGGGCCAAAGACCAGACCCUAGGGGCCAAAGACCAGACCCUAGGGGCCAAAGACCAGAACCCAGGGGCCAAAGACCAGACCCUAGGGGCCAAAGACCAGAACCCAGGGGCCAAAGACGAGUCCCUAGUGGCCAAAGACCAGACCCUAGGGGCCAAAGACCAGAACCUAACGUCCAAAGACGGGGCCCUGGGGAGGGCGAGCAGGGCGGAAGAAGAGAAGAUCAAACUGAGAGAGCAAAUCACGUCUCAGGGCUCCCGACUGCGGGACCUCGACCUCCAGCUGUCGUCGGUGGACCGGCAGAUCCAGGAGCUGGAGGGCCAGCAGACGGAGGGACCGGCCCGGCCGGACAGCCGGCGGUCGUCCCAAGAACAGGAGGAGGAGGAGGAGGAUCAGAGGGAGGAGGUGCUGUUCUGGGAGCAGCAGCUGCAGGCGGAGCUGGGCUUCGAGGGGGACAUCCAGACCCAGUUCCUGGAGCUGCGGGAGAAAGCCCGGCAGUGCAAGGCCGAACUAGAGGAGUACCGGCGCAGGAUGCAGCGGCUGGCCUUCACCGCUGGGGCGACGCCGCCCGUCCAGAAGACAGUGGGGGAGGGGGAGGACCUCGGGACCCUGGGAAAAGGAGUCACCGAGAUCAGCCUCGCAGUGGAAACGUCUGAGGCGGCGGGCGGCGGAGAUACGGGCAGGAAGGAGACGCCCAGCCAGCCUCACGCUCCAGUGCCCCCAGAGCAGAUAAAGGAGAGGCGGCUGACCGGACCCACGGAGCUCGGGGAGUGGUGGAAGCGCUGGUCUGAGACCCAGAGCAAGGCAGCAGCGCCUCCAGCCCCGGUGCACCGCUCAGAGCUCACCAUCUACCUGGGCAGCGCCAAGGUUUAGAGCAGGGAUGCACCGAAAUGAAAAUUCUUGGCCGAAACCGAAUAUACUGAAACUGUUGGCCGAAACCGAAACCGAAUAUGGCUUUUGAUGUUUUUCAUUCAUUUUGCAUUAAUUUUUCACCAUUGCAUAAAUCAAACAAUUAAAUGUCCUUUAUAAACUUUGUCUUGCUUUUCUAUAAAAAAAAUCAAUUACAAAUUUGAUAGAAAUUUUUUAUUUAAUACUGAACGUUUUCUAACAUUAUAGCAGACAUUAUAGCAAGAAUUUAAGAACAAUGUACCUUUAAAUUAAUGAGUAAAACUUUUUAUUUUUUUAUAAAUAAAUAUGUUUAUGUGUAUUAUGUUCGGCCUUUUUACUCCUUCAGCCGAAACCGAACAUUGUUUUGGACCAUUUUCGGUGCAUCCCUAGUUUAGAGAAGGAAGAAGUUUACAUUAAGGGCAUUUAACAGACGCUUUUAUCUAAAGCGACUUACAAUAAUUACAUUUGUCAGAAGAGAAACAAUAUAUCGGUCGGUACAGUAAGGAUGGUCGUAGAAUAAGGAUGUUUGUUGACCCAAGUGCCAAGCACUUAGUCGUUAGGUUAACCCAUUCCCUGUAUACAUCAAAGAUAGCUAGGAUAAGAUGCUACACAAUGCUAAGUGCUAUUUUUAAGUGCAAGGACGUACAACAUACAAUAAGUGUGUACAUUAAUUACCAGAAGGGAUUACAUCAAGUGCCAUUUUUUAACUCCCAGUGCAGUAUGCGUCCACCCAGUUCCUCCCAUCCCCAGAAGGAAGGAUUAGUGGGUUCCUAAGUUGUAAACUUGACCGAUCAAGUAUUUUUGUUUUGGAACGUCAAUAUUUUUACAAUUGUCAAACACGAUUUGUCUAAAUGCCAUUAAGUUUGAAUCAGAUUUAUUAAUCGAUUUGUUUGGAAUGGAUGAAAAAUGCUGACCUUACAACAGAAACUAUUAAAAGAAAGUUUUAAAACCACUUUUAUUGUAAACCAUUGAGAAGGAAUAUCCAUGUUCCACCUGCUAUGCAUGCGCCGCCGCCUACCUACUAUAAAGUGAAUAUGCCUUUCCCAUAAAACAAAAAACACAAAUGAA